Epinephelus lanceolatus (giant grouper) is the source of this 2132-nucleotide messenger RNA. RefSeq names its product solute carrier family 60 member 1a (gene slc60a1a). The record is from RefSeq and is a predicted model, not a curated record. Gene Ontology annotation, molecular function: D-glucose transmembrane transporter activity. NCBI's taxonomy places the organism in Eukaryota, Metazoa, Chordata, Actinopteri, Perciformes, Serranidae.
GUGAGAGCUCCACGGCGUCAGUGUCACUGAGCAGUUGGCAGCUGUCGGGCCACUGCAGCUCUGAAAGGUCGACAUGAAGCUGCUGGAUGAGCGGAUCUGGUCGCUGUUUAAGCGCAACUGGCAGCAUACUCUCACCUACUGGAGUGUGUUCUUUAGCUUCGGCCUGUGCAUCGCCUUCCUGGGACCCACCAUUCUGGACCUGAGGUGUCAGACUCAGUCCACCCUGCAGCAGAUCACCUGGGUCUUCUUUUCCCAGCAGUUCUUCCUGUUGGUAGGCAGCGGCCUGGGAGGGCUCUUCAAGAAAACACUCCUGUUUUCCCUGUCAGCCCUUUUCUCCUGCACAUUCAUCAUCUCGCUUGUGUUUUCCAUCAUACCGCUAUGUAACCAUGUGGUACUGCUGUCUGUUGCCAUGGCAAUUGCUGGCUUAGCCAUGGGGGUGAUUGACACCAUUGCCAACCUCCAGCUGGUGAAGCUGUACCAGAAGGAUUCCGCCACCUUCUUGCAGGCCUUGCAUUUCUUCAUAGGCCUCGGAGCACUGGUCAGUCCCCUGGUGGCUGAUCCCUUCCUGGCAGAUGAUAACUGUGUCCUGGGUGCCAACUGGACCGCCAACUCCUCCUCUUCCUCUGACCUAGAGCACCUUCGCAGCAGCCUGGCUGGGCAUGGAGGGCUACCCAACAUCUCCCGGUAUCCUCUGCACACUGAGGGUGUGGUCAUGACGAGGGUGUCGUAUGCUUUCUGGAUUAUGGCUGUUAUUAAUCUUCCAGUGCCAGCAGCGGUGCUUGCUUUGAUGUACCAUGAGAGACUGCUCCCUUGCUCCAACAACAGUCCACGUCUGCUUGACAGAGACUCUGUUUCCAGUGCGAGCCCCACUUGGGACAGUGGUCAAGGUCAUGGGAGUGUGUUUGGUUGCUGUAAUCAUGCCAAACUCCGAGGACGCCCUGCUACUUUCUUCCUCCUCCAUGUUCUGGGUGGAGCCAUCCUCUUCAUCACUGAUGGGAUUGUAGGCUCCUACACUGGCUUUGUCUACACCUAUGCAGUAUCCCCUCCUUUGCUGAUGGGCCAUAAGACUGCCGGCUAUCUGGACAGUAUAUUCUGGGCCUCCAUCACAGUAGGAAGACUGGCUUUCAUCUACCUGUCCUACAGAUACACAGCACCCAGGCUGCUCACGCUCAGUCUGGUGGGGGUCAUACUGGUGCAGUGCCUGUUGUUGAUCUUCUACACCAGCUGUGUGUUUCUCUUUAUCGGUACUUGCGUGUUGGGACUGUGCAUCAGCAGUGUGUUCCCAUCCAUGCUGGCCUUUACAGAGGACAUACUAGACUACAAAGGUUGUGCCACAACAGUUCUGGUGACCAGUGCCAGCACAGGAGAGAUGAUGCUGCAGCUACUCGUUGGAUUAGUGAUCCACAGUCAGGGGAGUUACUCUUUCCUGUUGUGUUGUACAGUAGCCUCAUUCAUUGGCUUCUGUCUGUUCCUGAUUCUCCUCUAUGUCCAGCAUAGACACAGAAACUGCCCCACAGAUUCCUCUGACAACACAGACAUGAAAGAGAAGCCAAAGACUGGAGCUUCAUGAUCUGUGGGUUUCCGACAGACUAAGGGGGAGGCCAGAGGACAGAAACGACCAAGUGCCUUUGCUCUGGAUGAUAGAAAGGGAGAAUGGGAGGAACCAUUUCUGGCAUUCGCAUCAUAUGGCAGUCUCAGAACAGGAGCUUUAUCCUGUCCUCCCCCAACUGAACAUUGCUGACCUGAAGAGAAAUCUACUUUCAAGCCUAGUGAUCAACUAAAAGCUCAAGGGAUGACCAAUACUUGACUUAAUUUCUGUUUUGACAGAAUCAUCUCUAGCACUGUCUUUGUUUUCAAAGACACUUAAAUGAUUAAGUAUUGCCUUUCAAGUAUGCAUGUGAAAGCACUUGUAUGAUUUAUUAUGUCAAAAUUGCUUGGAUGGCCUUAAAUGUUUUAACCUUUGAUGAGAGUAAAACUUAAGUCCUGAUAUUUUGACCCAGUGUCACCUGUGAUGCCCUUUAUAUGAACCUGUCUUUCCUGGAACCAGGUAAAACCCUCUGUGAAAAAUCGGGAUGUGAUAAUGGGCAGUGAUUUGAAGUUGAACAAACAAAUAAACUCAGUGAUCAGAUCUA